AUGCCGAGUAAUAAAUGGAUAACAGAUCUAAAAACUACUCUUCAAGUUGCCAAAGCUCGUCUUGACGUACGAGAAAAGAAAAAAACAGAACAUGUUGCAAAAGAACGCUAUACAGUUGCCGAUUAUGUACGAAACAAUAAAGCAGCUCGAGGACGAAUCGCUGUUGAACAUCUUGUUCGAGAAGAUUAUAAAAUCGAAGCCAUGGAUCGAAUUGAAGCUUACAUUGAUACACUACUUAUGAGAAUAACGUUAAUUAAAGAUCGUCCGAAAAAUGGAGCCGUUGAUCCAGCUGUUGAACAACCAUUAGCAAAUAUUUUAUGGGCAGCACCAUUUCUUGCACAAGAUAUACCUGAACUUGGUCAAAUCACAUUAAUGUUUAAGAAACUUUUUGGAGCCGAUUAUGUAACAGCAUGUGAACAGAAUAAACUUAGCUUAGUUGACGUGGAUUUAUUACGAUGCUUAAGCUGUGAUAUUAUACCAAAGUUAUUGAUAGAAAGAUAUUUAGUUGAAAUAUGUCGAAGUCAAAAUGUUCCAUUCGAACCUGAUCAAACUAUCAUGGCACAGGAUCAAUUUUGGACUAUAGGACAACGCUAUCUUCAAAGUGAACCUGUUAACGAUGAAAAACGACCACCUCUACCACCACCACCACCACCACCACCACCACCAUCAUCAUCAUCAUCAUCAGGUGGAAAAGCCAGUGAAGCAAGUCAUUCGAGUACACAAAAUAUUUAUGCAGCACAACCAACUGCACCGCAGUUUGAAAAACCACCUCCAACUUACUCAGCACGACAACCUCAAUAUCCAAAUAUUAAUUUUGGCCCAUCAAUUCCACCACCACUGCCAUCGGCAUCAUCAAAUGCACCUCGUAUUGGUUUUAAUAUUGAUAGUGAUGCUAAAGCACCAUUUAUCGAUCCAUUCCCUCAAGUACCUAGCGCACAUGAUCGUUUUACUCCUACACCACCACCUCCAGCAGCCGAUAACCGUUCGGAUGAUCCUGGUUUUGAUGAUUUAGCUCGUCGAUUUGAAGAGUUGAAAAAGCGAAAAUAA
Molecule: messenger RNA, 1047 nt
Organism: Rotaria socialis
Lineage: Eukaryota; Metazoa; Rotifera; Eurotatoria; Philodinida; Philodinidae
Source: the annotation of a GenBank genome assembly